CUGCUCCCGGGAGAAUCCCGCGUUCUAGUUCCCUCUAAAGCUGUCGUGCUCAACCCUGCCAGAGCACUGCCGCAGGGAGACAGGGGCGCCCAGGCCUUCACAGCUGUGGCGCUGGCCACCGGGGAGCCAGGGCGCCUCUCCGGUCACCAUCGGUGGCUGUCAAGCUGGCCAGUGUACGCCUCUGCGUCCCUCUCUGCUUUGAUAUGCAAAGUCCACCUUUUUCUGGCUUUUGCAGUUUGGGGAAGAUGGUAACAGCUAAGCCAGGGAAAACACCGAUUCAGGUAUUACACGAAUACGGCAUGAAGACCAAGAACAUCCCGGUUUAUGAAUGUGAAAGAUCUGACGUGCAAAUACAUGUGCCCACUUUCACCUUCAGAGUAACCGUUGGUGACAUAACCUGCACAGGUGAAGGUACAAGUAAGAAGCUGGCGAAACAUAGAGCUGCAGAGGCUGCCAUAAACAUUUUGAAAGCCAAUGCAAGUAUUUGCUUUGCAGUUCCCGACCCUUUAAUGCCUGAUCCUUCCAAGCAACCGAAGAACCAGCUUAACCCUAUUGGUUCAUUACAGGAACUAGCUAUCCAUCAUGGCUGGAGACUUCCUGAAUAUACCCUUUCCCAGGAGGGAGGACCUGCUCAUAAGAGAGAAUAUACCACCAUUUGCAGGCUAGAGUCAUUUAUGGAAACUGGAAAGGGGGCAUCAAAAAAACAAGCCAAGAGAAAUGCUGCUGAGAAAUUUCUUGCCAAAUUUAGUAAAAUUUCUCCAGAGAACCAUAUUUCUCUAACAAAUAUGGUAGGGCAUUCUUUAGGAUGCACUUGGCAUUCUUUGAGGAAUUCUCCUGGUGAAAAGAUCAACUUACUGAAAAGAAGCCUCCUUAGUAUUCCAAAUACAGAUUACAUCCAGCUGCUUAGUGAAAUUGCCAAGGAACAAGGUUUUAACAUAACAUAUUUGGAUAUAGAAGAACUGAGUGCCAGCGGGCAGUAUCAGUGUCUCGCUGAACUGUCGACCAGUCCCAUCACAGUCUGCCACGGCUCGGGAAUCUCCUGCGGCAACGCCCAGAGUGACGCAGCGCACAAUGCUCUGCAGUAUCUGAAGAUAAUAGCAGAGAGGAAGUAAACUUGGUGCGCCUUAGAAAAUCCUUCAGUUGCACUUGAAGAGUUCUCCUCUCACUCCUUCCCAAGUAAAACUUUUACUGUAAUGUUUGUGAGUUGUUUCCAGAUCUCUCCAGAUCAAUCAACACUCCAGAUUUAAGUAUCUCCUGGUAGUUGUUACUAAGCUCUUUUUAUUGGGUUCAACUUUGUAUUGGUAUAUUGUAUUUAUAAACUUUGUACCACAAGGCAGGGCAUAGCACCCAUUUUACAGGGCCAGGCACAUAGGAGGAAGAAACUGCAUGUUUAAUGAUAACAAAAUAAAAAUACUGCUAGCAACAGUCUUACUGGUGCUUAAACUUUUGCACAAGGCUUUUUUGUAAAGGGACUUUGAAGGAAGCCCUUUAGGAUCAGAGUGUCGAGGGACAACAUUAAGAGGCUUUUACGGAAUGUAACUGUUAAUUUCAGGGAUCACAAUUGGCCUGCUGUGUAUUCAAAAUCAUGUAAUAAAGAGCUCUUGUUAUAA
Messenger RNA from Fukomys damarensis (Damara mole-rat), 1610 nucleotides. It is a transcript of the gene Prkra, whose product is annotated as protein activator of interferon induced protein kinase EIF2AK2. The transcript is spliced from 7 exons. Bases 204 to 1112 code for a protein of 302 amino acids. The record is from RefSeq and is a predicted model, not a curated record. NCBI's taxonomy places the organism in Eukaryota, Metazoa, Chordata, Mammalia, Rodentia, Bathyergidae.